Molecule: messenger RNA, 2239 nt
Organism: Fusarium odoratissimum NRRL 54006
Lineage: Eukaryota; Fungi; Ascomycota; Sordariomycetes; Hypocreales; Nectriaceae
Exons: 2
Coding region: 146-1858 (570 amino acids)
Biological process (GO): negative regulation of cell population proliferation; phosphatidylinositol 3-kinase/protein kinase B signal transduction; regulation of phosphatidylinositol 3-kinase/protein kinase B signal transduction
Cellular component (GO): nucleus; cytosol; cell projection
Molecular function (GO): protein tyrosine/serine/threonine phosphatase activity; protein tyrosine phosphatase activity; phosphatidylinositol-3,4,5-trisphosphate 3-phosphatase activity
Source: RefSeq, a predicted model, not a curated record
GGAUCUUUGACCAGGCGGCCUCAGCCUGUUCUGUUCAUCCCGAACCCAUCGCCUCCUUAACAGCCAUUUUCAGCCGAAUCAAGUUGUAGUCAGUCAUUUUCAACGUGAUUACCUAUUCUCCGCAACUUGACGACCGCUGCUGGUGAUGGCUUCGAUCUUGCGACAGAUUGUCGCGGGGCCGCGAGCUCGGCAUCCUGAGGCUGGCUUGGAUUUGUGCUAUGUUACGGAUCAUAUUAUCGCGACAUCCGGUCCUUCAGAAACAUAUCCCCAACUCGCGUACCGAAACCCGCUCGACCAACUCGUCAAAUUCCUCGAUUCGAAACACGGUGAAGAUUGGGCCAUAUGGGAGUUUCGCGCUGAAGGAACAGGCUAUCCUGAUGAAUCUGUAUAUGGUCGCGUGAGGCAUUACCCAUGGCCUGAUCAUCACCCUCCUCCAUUCAGACUUGUGCCCAUGAUCAUGGCGAGUAUGCGCAAUUGGUUACAUGGUGGAGAGCUCGGCGGUGGUGUAGUCACGGGCGAUGGAAGGCCUAUGUCCUCUGGUAAAGAUGCCGUUACUGAGGCGCAAAGGAAGGAAAAGCGCGAUAAGAGAGUGGUGGUGGUUCAUUGCAAAGCUGGGAAGGGACGAAGUGGUACGGUGAGCUGCAGUUAUCUUAUCGCAGAGGAGGGUUGGAAGCCUGAAGAUGCCCUUGCGCGCUUCACGGAACGACGAAUGCGACCGCGAUUUGGUGCUGGGGUCUCGAUCCCUUCACAGUUGCGCUGGAUCAGCUACGUUGAGCGCUGGACAAAAGGUGGCAAGAAAUACACCGAUCGACCCAUUGAAAUCCCUGAGAUCCACGUCUGGGGUUUGCGCAACGGCGUCAAGGUUGACAUCGAGGGUUUUGCAGAUGAGGGCAAGAAGAUCGAUGUCUUUCACACAUUCAAAAAGGAGGAGCGUGUGGUUGUUGAUCCCAAAGCACCUGAGGAGAGCGGUAUUAGCGAUAUGAUUUGGGAAAUGGCCGGGUACUCGGUCACCAAGCCGAAGGAGAAAGCGCCUGAUGAAGCGCACUUUUCUGAGGCGACGAACCCAGGUGAAACUCCAUCAUCGACGACUGAGGAGAAGGAGCAUAUUGGCAAGGCGAAGACUAUCAAACGAAAGGGCACAGAGAUGCUUCACAAAGUCUCGCCCGCAGGCUCUCAUAAGGGUGUUGAGAGAACCAAGAAUGACUCUGCUACAUCGUCAAAGACCGAUGUUACAGAAGCAAACUCGGAUGAAGAACCAGGCGGCAUGGCGGUUAUUCUAAGACCCAAGGCCCCAAUCCGCAUUCCCAACAGCGAUGUCAACAUCUCAGUCGAGCGUCGUAACAAGACCCCGAAGAGCAUGGGCCUGACCAUGGUAACCGCCGUCGCACACGUCUGGUUCAACACCUUCUUCGAGGGCCAAGGCCCCGAGCGAGACGGCAAGUCCCUCGACAGCGGCGUCUUCAGCAUCGAGUGGGACGCGAUGGACGGGAUCAAAGGAUCCAGCCGCAAAGGCUCACGAGCGUUUGAUCGAAUUGCCGUAGUAUGGCGCGUCGCCGGCACUGACGCUCUGCCUGAAGAAGUCCUCGAGCCAGAAGAGGGACAGCCCGUGCCGCAGGUUCGACCGGCAGAUUGGAAGGGUGCGAAUAUGGAAGAUCCGGACAAUGAGAAGGAUUUGGGACUUAGAGUUCAGAGUCCUGCGAGUGCGGAUGUUAGUAAAGCGAGUAGUAUCAAGAGUGCUGAGGAGGCGGUUGCGAAGAAGGAUGGAGGGGAGUUGGAGGGUGUUAAGUCGAGUGGACCGUCGGGGGAGGAUUUGUUGAUUGGGGGUCAUGAGGAGGUCAAGAGGGAGAAGAAGGCUUAGGUUGAUGAUAUCCGUGUAUAUGAUUGUAUGGACGAUUCGAUGUAAGACCAUGAGUGUGAAUAGAGUAUCAUGCUACCAUGGCAAUCUGAAUGGGUAUCUCGAAUGGAAAGUGUCCAUGUGCAUGACUGGACUCAGUAAUGUCUACCCCUUCCUCUGUAAUGCCUAUCACCUCGAUAUCCCCCAUACGGUCCUCCCCUCCUAUGAUCCCCCCUCUCUCUAUGCCCAUGAUAUCCUCCCCUACCCUCCCUCGGCGGCGGAGGCACCGGCUCUUCAACCUCAACUUCAUACUCUUCAAAAUCUUCCUUAAAGAAUCCUUCAGUAAUCUCCUUUUCUCUCAACGCAGCCUCAGGCUCAAACACAAAACGCAACGUCCCUUCUGGC